GCUGAGUGUUGAAGCUAGGUGUCCUGUGUCUGCUAUGGAAUGGACUGAAACUGGAUUACAGUCCAUGCUAUUACUGUCUUAGCUAGGAAGCUUGCUAACCAAACCAUCUGACCCCGUUUAGCGGCAAGAUACGAUUACAUUUAUAGCUUUAGUAGUAACAACAGUGGGACUUAGGUUCGGUGGAGCUCUCUUGCUGUGUCUUGUCUCCUGUCUUGAGCGUAGGAGGUGAAGUUACUUUCGGGAUCUGCAUUGCAGCCUAGUGCUGCUGCUGGAAUUCAUACACAAUGGCGACUCCCAGCCCCAGCAACUCAACAUCUUCCAGCCACAACAACAGCAAUAACGCAGGAUCUACAGCAACAAUACAUCACCACCAAGCCCAGUCUCAACACAUAACGACUAUGAGCAGCAUGCAGGAAACCAACACAUGCUGGAGAUGUCAGUGUGAUACAGGGUUUCAGAUAAACCUGUCUGGAGCUCCCCAAAGCAAACGCAAAGCACUGAAGCUAAAUUUUGCCAAUCCGCCAAUCAAACCUAGCACCAGGUUCACGCUCAACACUGCUCCGCCCCCUUUCCAGAAUCCACACAUAGAGCGGCUGAGGGGAAGCAUCGAGUCUUCGGGGAAGCUGAAGAUCUCGGAGCAGCUCUGCGACUUCACUGCAGAGGACCUGAAGGACCUGGGCGAGAUUGGGCGGGGUGCGUAUGGCUCUGUCAACAAGAUGGUGCACAAGCCCAGCAACCAGAUCAUGGCUGUCAAGAGGAUUAGGUCAACAGUGGAUGAGAAGGAGCAAAAGCAGCUGCUGAUGGACCUGGACGUGGUCAUGAGGAGCAGCGACUGUCCAUAUAUCGUCCAGUUUUAUGGGGCACUUUUCAGAGAGGGAGACUGUUGGAUUUGUAUGGAGCUCAUGUCUACCUCAUUGGACAAAUUCUACAAAUAUGUAUAUGGUGAAUUAGAUGAUGUUAUUCCUGAAGAAAUUUUAGGCAAAAUAACAUUAGUUACUGUGAAAGCACUUAACCACUUAAAAGAAAACUUGAAAAUAAUUCACAGAGACAUAAAGCCAUCCAACAUUCUCCUGGACCGGAAUGGCAACAUUAAGCUCUGUGACUUUGGCAUCAGUGGCCAGCUGGUGGACUCCAUAGCCAAAACCAGAGAUGCUGGCUGCAGACCUUACAUGGCUCCGGAGCGAAUAGACCCCAGCGCCUCCCGACAAGGCUACGACGUGCGCUCGGAUGUGUGGAGUCUGGGCAUCACGCUGGUAAGGCUGGCCACAGGCCGGUUCCCAUACCCAAAGUGGAGCAGUGUGUUUGACCAGCUGACACAGGUGGUGAAGGGGGACCCCCCGCAUCUCAGCAACUCCGAGGAGAGGCAGUUCUCCCCCAAGUUCAUCAACUUUGUCAACUUGUGCCUUACAAAGGAUGAGUCAAAAAGGCCAAAGUACAGAGAGCUGUUGAAACACCCUUUCAUAUUGAUGUACGAAGAGCGUCGGGUGGAUGUGGCCAGCUAUGUGUGCCGGAUCCUUGAUCAGAUGCCCACCUCUCCAAGCUCCCCCAUGUAUGUGGACUGACUCUCCCAAACGUUGGGUAGACACAGAGGAGUCUCCGCCCCAUGGAGAUUCUGAUCAAAAACAACAAACGACACCGAAGCGACCGUGUAAGGAACGCUUGAUCACAAGUUGCAGUGUUAAACAAGACAUCCAGUGCGGCAGCAACAACACCUGGUGCAAUGCGAUUGGUGUUCAUUUCAGUUCAUUAUUGUAUAAUAUCAACACUCACACCUCUGUUGACAUCUGUCUCUUUCCCCCUCUCUGUCUCUAUUUAUCUCUCCCUCUCUUUUUCUGCUCUAUUCUCUCAGACACUGAUACAGAUAUACUUAAGUAUAAAUAGUAACUGAAUGAAUAUAUUAUGGUCUUGGCUCAUCUCGAUUAUGAGACCUCAUCUCAUAUGUGGAUGCAGUAUCGUGAUUUUUUUUUUUAAAAAGGAAAAAUAAAAACAAAUCUGGAAUUUUAUUUAUAUGUCAAUUUUCUUGUGGAAUAUAUGAUUUGGAGAAUAUUUCAAUAUGCAUACUGGAAUCAUGCUCUUUUGUGAAUUGUCCCACUUCUUUCCAUGUAUGUGUGAUUUAAAGCAUUGUGUUUUGUAUCUUAAUGAAACCUUGCUUCCUAGGGUGUACAGCAGAGUCAAAUAAUGGAAAGUGCAUUUGAGGAAUGUUGUGCCAGGCUCCUUUUAAGGGGAGCCAAAAGUGUCCCAACUGUACAAUUAAAUAUGUACUGAUAUAAAUAAAAGAGCGAGAGCGAGAAGAA
Alosa alosa (allis shad) is the source of this 2294-nucleotide messenger RNA. It is a transcript of the gene map2k4a, whose product is annotated as mitogen-activated protein kinase kinase 4a. Gene Ontology annotation, biological process: protein phosphorylation; MAPK cascade. The record is from RefSeq and is a predicted model, not a curated record. Lineage: Eukaryota; Metazoa; Chordata; Actinopteri; Clupeiformes; Clupeidae. Gene Ontology annotation, molecular function: ATP binding; JUN kinase kinase activity. Bases 285 to 1562 code for a protein of 425 amino acids. The transcript is spliced from 13 exons.